GUCUCUUGAUCCUCCAUUCCGGUAUAAAAAUACAAAUCGAAAGAUAAAUAUACGGAUAUACAAUUUAUACACCUAUAUAUGUAUGUCAUGCUAAAGCCAUAAAGCUCUCACGCACAAUACAAGCAAACAAUCGGGAGCAGAAAUCUGUGCCGGCGAUUCCCGAUUUGAACGCGGAUAAGGUUCUUGCGAAUCACGAUAUUCAAGGUUUUCUACUGUGUCAUCAUCUUUGGCUGGCGGUGAUGGGGAGUGAGGUGGAGGAGGAGAAGGUAUUCGAUGCGGAAGCUGCUUCUUCUAUGAUGGAGAAGUUGAGAGAGAGCUUUUCGAGUGGAAGAACCAGAAGCUAUGAGUGGAGAGUGACUCAGUUGAAGAAUAUUUUGAGGUUUUGUGACGAGCGCGAGCAAGAUAUCGUUGAUGCUCUCCGGAAGGAUCUAUCCAAGCCCGAGUUCGAAUCCAUCAUCUAUGAGAUUGCAAUGUUGAAAAACUCAUGCAAAGUAGCGCUUACGGAGCUGAAACAUUGGAUGCUUCCAGAAAAGGCUAAAACUUCCAUGACCACAUAUCCUUCAUCAGCUGAGAUAGUUUCAGAACCAUUGGGUGUUGUAUUGAUCAUUUCAGCAUGGAAUUAUCCUUUUUUGUUGUCUCUUGAUCCAGUUGUUGGAGCAAUAUCAGCUGGUAAUGCUGUGGUUUUAAAACCAUCAGAAAUUUCUCCAGCCUCCUCCUCAUUGCUUGCGAAACUUAUACCCGAAUAUUUGGAUAGCUCUUCCAUAAAGGUGGUUGAGGGGGCAGUUCCAGAAACAACUGCACUACUGGAACAGAAGUGGGAGAAAAUAUUUUAUACAGGCAAUGGAAGAGUUGGACGUAUCGUGAUGGCUGCUGCUGCAAAGCACCUUACACCUGUGGUUCUGGAGCUUGGAGGAAAAUGUCCUGCUGUUGUUGAUUCAGGCAUUGAUUUGCAAAUUGCGGUAAGGCGGAUAAUGGUAGGCAAGUGGGGUUGUAAUAAUGGACAGGCUUGCAUUUCUACUGAUCAUAUUAUUACAACAAAAGAUUAUGCUCCAAAAGUGGUGGAUGCUUUAAAACAUGAACUGGAGAAAUUUUAUGGGGAGAACCCUUUAGAGUCGACAGACUUGUCCCGCAUUGUUAACGCAAACCAUUUUGCUCGUCUGACUAAGUUCUUAGAUGAUGAUAAGGUUUCUGGUAAGAUUGUCCAUGGAGGUGAAAGGGACAAAGGCAACUUGAAGAUUUCUCCUACCAUCUUGCUAGAUGUUCCAAGAGAUUCUUUGAUAAUGAAUGAGGAGAUAUUUGGUCCCCUGCUUCCCAUUCUCACGGUUGACAAAGUGGAAGAUAGCUUUGAUAUAAUAAACUCUGGAACAAAGCCUCUUGCAGCUUAUUUGUUUACCAACAACAAGAAGCUGAAACAACAAUUUGUUGCAACUGUUUCUGCUGGGGGUUUGGUGAUCAAUGACACUACUGUUCAUCUUGCAGUUCACACAUUGCCAUUUGGAGGAGUUGGGGAGAGUGGGACGGGGUCCUACCACGGUAAAUUUUCUUUUGACGCAUUUAGCCAUAAGAAGGCAGUUGUGUAUCGCAGUUUUGCUGGUGAUGCAUCUAUUAGGUAUCCACCAUACACACCUGGAAAACUAAGAUUGAUGAAGGCUUUGUUAGGUGGUAGUAUAAUUGGCAUAAUUCGUGCUCUGCUUGGUUUUAAAUGACAAUGAUUGUAUUAAGUUUUAUCUGGUGUGAGUUUGUUUCUGUUUCCUAAGAUAAAACUAUCCAAAUUAGUUUUAUAUCCGAAUGGUUCCAAUCUGUUGUUCUGGUGACAACGAUGAUAACGCUACUUCUCAUACCCUUUUAGUUUAUUUAUGUCUAUUCUUGUCCCUGCAUAAUGUGAUAUAUAGUUUGAUAUGAUUUUUGUUCUCAA
Molecule: messenger RNA, 1915 nt
Organism: Tripterygium wilfordii
Lineage: Eukaryota; Viridiplantae; Streptophyta; Magnoliopsida; Celastrales; Celastraceae
Product: aldehyde dehydrogenase family 3 member H1-like
Exons: 10
Coding region: 240-1706 (488 amino acids)
Biological process (GO): aldehyde metabolic process
Cellular component (GO): cytoplasm
Molecular function (GO): aldehyde dehydrogenase (NAD+) activity
Source: RefSeq, a predicted model, not a curated record